UUUGAAUCUUCUGAAUGCUGCUUCAUAUGAGCAAGGGAUGCAGGAGGAUCUGCAGAGGGACGGAAUGGGAUAACAUAUGACGCUUUCAUACAGGUGAAAGGCAGCAGCUACAGCAACCACCCUAUAUCUCCCUGCACUAGCGAUCCGUAGGCUCCAAGAUCAUGCUGUUUUCCUUGUGAUUAAACCAAUAUAAGAAUUUUAAGAUGACUUAAAAGUCUUCAAAAUAGUACUUCCUAAAAAAUUGUUUUAGGUUUCCAUUCCUGAUGUGACAAAUUGACUUUCUUCAUCAGCCAUACACCGGAAAGGAGCCCACUAUGGCUGAUUCCUAUUUCAACUGUAUUCUGCUGCUGUUGCUUGUUCUAUUGUAUUCUCAGAUGAGGACAACAAAUUGUCAGGUUGAGAACUAUACAGAUGUCUUUGAACCAGUGUUGGAAUCCUUUCCAGUGAUAAUGUCCAGGGUAGAUCAUAUUAUUGUGAAGGAAGGACAGAGUGUUAUCAUUAACUGCAAUAUUGAAGGGCAUCCAGGGCCUCAUUUCCGAUGGUACAACUCAAUUGGACACUUACUUGAGGAAGACAAUGACGGAAAAUGGUGGAUUCACGACAAAGGCUUUUUAAAUAUCACAAGUGUAGCUUUUGAGGAUCGAGGCAAAUACACAUGCGUUGCUACAAAUUCCCAUGGCAGUGUGAAUAAUACUGUUACUCUGAGAGUGGUUUUCACCUCUGGUGAUAUGGGUAUCUAUUAUAUGAUAGUCUGUCUGGUAGCUUUUACAAUUGUAAUGGUUUUGAACAUCACCAGACUCUGCAUGAUGAGCAGCCAUUUGAAGAAAACUGAGAAAGCCAUUAAUGAUUUCUUUCGUACUGAAGGUGCAGAGAAGUUGCAGAAGGCUUUUGAGAUUGCAAAGCGAAUCCCUAUCAUCACAUCUGCCAAAACCCUGGAACUGGCCAAAGUUACUCAGUUUAAGACAAUGGAAUUUGCUAGAUACAUCGAGGAACUUGCAAGGAGUGUUCCUUUGCCCCCUUUAAUUAUGAACUGCAGGACUAUAAUGGAAGAAAUAAUGGAGGUUGUUGGCCUAGAAGAACAGGGACACUCAUUUAUUCGACAGGGAGCUGUUGGUCAGGAAGUCUGUGAUGCUGACGUCUUCACAAUCCCUAAUUCUUUGAAGAGAAGUGAUUCCCCAACAGCAGAUUCAGAUGCAUCUUCCGUCCAUGAUCCUCCUCGACAAAUUGCAAUAACUGUGUCCGUACACCCAUUGACAAAUAAACAAUGUUUAGAUAUAGAGUCACAUGACAGUGUUCAGUCAAGUGAGAAGGAAGAAGCCACCUCACCACCAUGCACACAAAGUUCAACAGAAGAUGCCCCUCCAUCUGAUGGUACAUCUACUUGUGUAAUUUAUGAAAGCCAUGUGUAAACUUAUUUCUAGACCUAUGCAUAUUGCUGAAAAGAUAAAUGGCGCACCUUAUAGAGAUGAUAUGUAGGUAUUACCGCCUAGCCUUACUUGCAAAAUCUUUUACCCAAAUCCAAACCAGUUCGUGGCUGAAUAAACACUUCCUUCACCUCUUGAA
Bombina bombina (fire-bellied toad) is the source of this 1563-nucleotide messenger RNA. It is a transcript of the gene MFAP3L, whose product is annotated as microfibril associated protein 3 like. The coding region runs from base 315 to 1409 and encodes 364 amino acids. The record is from RefSeq and is a predicted model, not a curated record. The transcript has 4 exons. Lineage: Eukaryota; Metazoa; Chordata; Amphibia; Anura; Bombinatoridae.